Messenger RNA from Brassica rapa (field mustard), 6194 nucleotides. Its product is annotated as probable E3 ubiquitin ligase SUD1. The record is from RefSeq and is a predicted model, not a curated record. Gene Ontology annotation, biological process: ERAD pathway. Gene Ontology annotation, cellular component: endoplasmic reticulum membrane. Lineage: Eukaryota; Viridiplantae; Streptophyta; Magnoliopsida; Brassicales; Brassicaceae. Gene Ontology annotation, molecular function: zinc ion binding.
ACUGCCCCCUACUUACCUAAUGUAGCUCCGCCCGUGUGGAUAACUAUCUUGCCAAGUCUUGUCCUGGUAAAUUGCUAAUAUAUUUUUACUAAUAUAUAAAACAAAAUAAUAUUAUUCUAAUAUUAUUCUCAUCCGAAGUGGAAGAUUUGGUGUAGUUUAGGAAAAUAUGCCUAUUUCAAUCAGAACUUUAUUCGUCGUGCAUAUUUCUUAUUGAACUGAAUAAAAAUACAAAAACACUACAUGAACUUUAAGCAUUGUAACUUUUCAUUCCGAACUUUAUAGUACUGCAUAUUCUAUAUUAAACUAAAAAAUAUUCAAAAUACUACAUGAACUCUCAAAAUCGCGCUUAUAUAUGUACUGACCAUAAAAUUUUAAAACAAAGUUAAAUUUUCAAAAAAAAAUAUUUAUUUAAUUAUUACUUUAUUAAUAUUCUUAUAAAUUGAAAUAUCUUUUGGAAAACUUAAUUUUAUUUUUAAAUGUAUCUUUAUAUACAUAAACAACACAAAACUUUAGUUUUACCAUCAAUUUUAAGUAUGCUAUAAAGUAAAUAUUUAAAUUAAUAAUAAUUAAUUUGAAUGUAUUAAAUGAUGAUUUUAACAUUUAAAUUAAUAAAUAUAUAUAUAUAUAUAAAAUUAAAAAAAAAAAUUUGAUUACAUUUAUUUCAUUAAGCCAAAAUUUAUAUGUAAGUCAAUGUUUGCAAAUUUGAACAAGAAAAUUACUUUAGUGGAGCAAUUAAUAUGCUAUUAUUUGUCUAGAAGUGUGAGAGAUCUAAUCUCUUAAAAAUUAGUUUUUAUUAGUUUAAAUUUAUCUAAAAUGAUGUUAUUUUGAUAACUUUGCGAAUGACUAAUACCUUUGAGAACUUUUAAUAUAUAAAAAAUGAUGUAUAAAAACUAAUAUAUUUGACGUUCAAUAUUUAUAAGGACGAUUUUGAGAGUUAAUGCAAUAUUUUUAUUUUCUUUAUUUAGCAUAGUUAACCAUUAAUCAAAUAUAUUUGACGUUCAAUGGUUUUAUUAAUCAAAUAUAUAUAGUUCUUAUAAAUAUUGUUAUUUUUAUUUUCUAACAUGUCUUUGUUAUCUUUGUUAAUGCAAUAUUUUUAUUUUCUUUAUUUAGCAUAAAUUAUCAAAAACCAUAAUAACCAUCAAAAAGUUAUUAGUACUUUAAUGUUAUUUUUCAUAAUUCAUGUAUCUCAAAAAAAAAAUAAAAAAAAAAUCAUAAUAAGUAAUUUUCAUAGAAAACUAAAGUAUAUAAAAUAUAUACUAAUAAAAUAGUUUAUUUGAGUCUUGAGAAAGUGUCCACAUAAGCAUAAAAUAUUUCUUCCAAAAGAAGUAACAUGACAUUAUUACUAAAAAACAAAAAGUAAAUAAUAAGUAAAUAUACAAUAUAGGAAAAAUAAAUAAUAAGUAAAUAUACAUUAUAUGAAAUAGAAAUAUUACAUUAAACAUCUAUCAUAAUAUUAUUAUCCAGACUGAGAUUAAAGAUGGCCGCACUGCGUUCUUCUGGUUUGACGACUGGUUACAAAUGGGUAAAUUGAUAGACAUCACGGGAGCAAUAGGUACAUGCUAUCUUGGAGUUCCCCGGAACGUUCAGGUUUGUGAAGCUGCAACGCGAUCUCGUUGGAACGUAAGGGGUCACAGGAGUCGUCAUUUUCAUGACCUAUACUUGCGUAUUCAGAAAAAGUCAGUGCCUGAUGCAAAUGGAGGUAACAAUGUUGUGCUUUGGAAGCAUUCUGACGAUUCUUAUAAACCAUAUUUCCCUUCUACUUGCACUUGGGAUCGGACUAGAGAGAGAAGAGCUACAGUUUUUGGUGCAGAGGUGUAUGGUUUGCUCAAGCAGUGCCGCGAUUCUCCUUUAUUUUUCGGCUGGCUGCUAGAAAAAGAUUGUCAACAGGGGAUAGAAUGAGAGCGUGGGGUAUUCAACAGGCAUGUGUUCUUUGUGGAGAGCCUGAUGAGACUCGUGAUCAUAUCUUUUUUUGCCUGCCCGUAUUCGUUACUAUCUGGGAUAGUUUAGUAAACAGAUUGAGUGGAAACAUGACUGACCCUGAUUGGUUAAUCAUGAUUGGUUAAUCACUCUGCAGUUUUUGACUACAAAUAAUCUGCAGGCUCUUGACAAGAUCUUACUCAAAAUGGCGUUUCAGACAUCCAUCUAUCACAUCUGGAAAGAAAGGAAUGAGCAGAGUCGAUGAAAGUGGGUGGCAGAGUCGAUUCAUCAAGUAGCAUAUAAUACUUCCAAGACAAAGUGGGUGGCAGAGUCGAUGAAAGAUGAGGAGCCUUUGCGUCUAAACACAUUUUUCUUAGCACACAAGCAGCAUCUCGUAAUACUUUAAUAGUAUGAAAGGAGAGAUUUGUGAAUAAUACUUUAAAGAAUGAAAAGAGAAUGUUUGUAUUUUAAAACCUUGGGUGUCUCAUAUAUAUAUAUAUAUAUACUUUGGGGAUUUGACUGAAGAUCUCUAGAGCAGGGGUAUAUGAUAAACAAGAACUCUUUUUGUUGAUAGAACGAGUCAAAAUAUGUUAAUAUCUUUAGCAGUGGUUAGGUUUCUAAUGUUGGUAGAUGUUGUCUUACCUUUGAAUGACAAGUAAUGAAUCAUGGGAAUGAGUCUAUCUAUCUCUAUUUAACUAACUAAUUAAAAAAUUAAGAGCAUCUUUGUCCUUAGUUUCUCAAACAAAAGUGUUUAAUGAAAUAUCUUGAAUUAAUGUAUUAUUUUAACAUUUGUUUAGAUUUAAAAAAUAAUAAUUUUGGAGAAAUACACUCUUUUUUUUUGUCAACGGAGAAAUAUACUCUAAAUUUUUAAAAGCAUCCGAUAUUUAAAAUUAAGUUGGAAUAUUGGUCACAGAAAAUUCACCUUUGUCAAAAGAAAAACUAUUUUAACAGUGGUAAUAAUUCAACUUUUUUUCCGUGGUAAAAUUGAUAGGAAGCAACGCGGAAAGUCACCACUCUUUACUCUGCAAAAAGCAUCCGCAGGAAAGGAAUCGUCACCUAUCAGUCAUCACACCAAUAUUAGUAAUUUUUUUAUUUAAAUCGUUUAUUCAUUUAUAAAAUUCUAACUUUUAAGCUCAUUUGCGUUUGCCGCUUCAAGGAAAAACACAGGUGACCCGAGAGAGACGAGAAAGAGCUCCGCGUUUCCUAAAAUGGACGUUUCGCCGGAAGCCGGUAGCUACGACGAGGUUUUCUCAGCAGAAGACGAAGACCAGUGCCGGAUUUGUCGAUCGCCGGAGGAACCAGGAAACCCCUUAAGGUACCCGUGCCUGUGCCGAGGUUCGAUCAAGUUCGUCCACCAGGAUUGCCUUCGUACCUGGCUCAUUCGCCGCGGAAACAACAAAUGCGAGGUGUGUGGGCGUAGCUACUCGUUUGUUCCCGUUUACUCCGAGAACGCUCCGGAGAGACUUUCUUGCGACGAGUUUCUUCUCGGAGUCUUAUCAAGAGCAGGACGUUACUUGAAGAUGAUUGUUCCUUGGAUUGUGUUGAUUCUCUUGAACUGCUACUUCGUUUCUUUACACCCUUGGGGCCAAGUAGCUGCUGCUGAGUUCCAGAAUGAUUUUGGGAUGUCUCGGAAGUUCGCGUGUUUCUCCACUGGCUUGUUAUACAUUGUUUUUAGCGUGUGUCUCAUGACGGUUAUAGCUCUUGUGAAGUUGGAGGUGGGAGAUGUCAAUGUCAGGAGGUUUAUUGGGAAUGGUGGAGGUUUGCAGUUCUUGUUGAAGUAUAUGAAGAUACUUUUUGAUUGGUAUUGUCAUAAACUCAUACACUUCUUGGGGGAACCUCCUCGGCUUAUCUUUCUUCCUCCGGAGGCGCCGCUUCAUGAGUUUGGGGUUAUCAGAGGGGUGCUUUUCUUUCUGGAUGAUGAUUCCUUUGCUAUUCUUGCCAUCAGCGUGUAUGUGGCUAUCCUCGUUGUUCUUCUGCCAGUUUGGAUUGGAAGGAUUGGAGGCAGCUAUUUGUCUGUAAACUCGACUGUUGUUCUUGGAUACAUGAUAAUGCUGUCGGUUUGGUUUGCUUAUGUUGGAUUCCUCUUCGCUCUCCAUCAGAACUUGUUUCCAGUUAUAGUUCGGUGGCUUUCUCUGGGGGUUCACUUCGUAGCAGUGAAGUUGCCAUGUCUGUUGUGGGUUUUCUCAGUAAAAUCCUGCAAACGCCUGCAAAGUCUUGUGAGCUUUGGAAUCCGUCAAGCCUCACUUCCAGCCAUAUUCCACUGGUUUUCUCUAGGAUUUCACUUCAUAACAGUGAGAUUGCCAAGUUUCUUGUGGGUUUCCUCAGAAAUGGUCUGCAAAAGCUUUCAGAGUCUUGUGCGCUUAAGAAUCAUCUCCAUUCACCGUGAAGCCACCACACCUCCAGCCAUAUUCCAGUGGUUUUCUAUAGGAUUUCACUUCAUAACAGUGACAUUGCCACGUUUCUUGUGGGUUUCCUCAGCAGUGGCCUGCGUAAUCCUAUCUGUCCUUAAGGAAGCUUUUGUCUUGUGCUUCAAAAUUGGUGUUCUGCCUUGGAUAAUUGGCUGUUGGCUCGGAAUCUGCACCUCCCCUUUGUUUGGAACCAUAUUUUCCCAGAGUUUUGAGACUGUUUCACACUUCCCAUGUAUGAUGUUCCUACGUUGGUCUUCUGGAAUCGUUUGCUUGUUGGUUGCUCAGUCUUGCAUGUACCGUAUCCAGGAGAUUGUUCAUAAACGAGCCAUUUGGUAUCUCCUAGAUGUCACAGAUCCAGACUACAAGAUCACCAAAAUGAAUUUUGGUCACACUUUCUUUGCGCUUGCUUCUCAUGGGGUAUUGUUGGUGAUUUUGUUUCACUUACCAAUUAGAGCAAUUACACUUAUCAGCCCAUCAUUUUUCCCUCUUGAGUUAUGGGUCAGCGACGAAGAGGUUUCUGCUGCUGCACACUCAAUCUAUUUCCACCUACUGUCGUCCUCCCCAAAAUGGCUAAUCGGACUCGUCAAACCAGCUAUGGAACUCAUGGUUCAGAACUGGAUCAUCACUGUUAGCUCUUGGCUUGAUCUGAGUGAUUACUUGCUGGUUGCUGAUCAAAAUGUGAGACCAAGGAUGCAACCAAGAAGGCGGUGGCUUCUAUUCUGUUCCGUAGCUGAAGGCUCUUUGGUCUCUUUGCAUGGAUCUAAGAAUUCUGAAGACGAUACUAAAGACCAAAGAGAUAACAGGUUUCUGCUGAGGAUUGCAUUGAUGUUGAUGCUAGCGGCUUUGAGUACGUUCGUCGUUAGUACAGCCUUCAUGGCUUUACCUAUUUUGCUGGGGAGAGGAUUACUUGAGUCUCUCUCUUUCAUCAUGCUAAGAAUUGGACUCAAACGUGACGAUCUUCUUGCUUUUUGGAUUGGAUAUAGUAUCAUUGGACAAACCUACACCAUCACUUGCUUUGUAUAUGAUGAAAUUCAGAAGGGAAGAUUCGAUUUGCUUCUCAAAGAUGUCUUCAUGUGGAUACGAAAUGGGUUGCUUUUCUCCAUAUGGAUCUCUGUCAUACCAGGGUUGCUCGGUCUACUUAUCGAACUUAUGAUCAUCAUCCCAUUACGAGUGCCACUAGACGAAUCACCGGUACAUUUCUUGAUCCAAGAUUGGCUGAUAGGAGUAUUUGUGCUUCACACAUGGGUCUUUCUGACAAUGCUCACGCCAAUCAACUGGUUCGCAACUGAAGCAUGGCUAAGAAAGCUGGAAAGAAUCAGAAAUGUGGGACUUACUAGAGUUCCUUCAACGUGGCUGCUUCAAGACGUGAUCGGUUCCAUCAUAAACACACUUCUAACCACACUGACCAUCCCUUACCUGCUCGUGAAGUUUCUGUUCCCGUUGCUUGGAGUUUCGGAAAGCGUCACUUCAGCUACUGAGCGGCUUAUAUGGCCUGCGUUAUUAGCCUUGCUAGCGGGUUGGAUCAUUGCCAGGAUCACACAUGACUUCAUCAUCUACGUUCACCAACUGGUCUUCAAUGAACGGUACUUGGUGGGUGAAAUACUUAACAAUGUGACUGAAGAAGAGCGGACAUAAUCCAUGGGAGUAUACGACGAACAAAGAGACUCUUUUGUUGAUAGUAACAAAUCAAAAUAUGCUGUUGUCUCUACUCUUUAGCAAUGCUUAGGUUUCUAACUUUGACAUUAACUUGGAAGAAACCAAAUUUAGUACAAUAUUAUCGUGAUAAUAUGAACCAGCCGGUUUAAUAUUUUGGUUUUUUCUCGGUUUAGAAAACGCAAUUGAAUUAUAUACAGCGUGUGGUUGGUUGUU